This is a messenger RNA of Mugil cephalus (flathead mullet), 3236 nucleotides long. RefSeq names its product transient receptor potential cation channel, subfamily C, member 6b (gene trpc6b). The record is from RefSeq and is a predicted model, not a curated record. Gene Ontology annotation, biological process: manganese ion transport; calcium ion transmembrane transport; regulation of cytosolic calcium ion concentration. Gene Ontology annotation, cellular component: cation channel complex; membrane. The transcript has 12 exons. Gene Ontology annotation, molecular function: protein binding; inositol 1,4,5 trisphosphate binding; store-operated calcium channel activity. Lineage: Eukaryota; Metazoa; Chordata; Actinopteri; Mugiliformes; Mugilidae. Bases 336 to 2858 code for a protein of 840 amino acids.
ACUAAGUGCUUUAAUAUCUUGGUUUGGGGUGGCUUAGGAUACGGGGCGCUCAUUGAAAAUGGAGGGAAUUAAACGCAAACCCCAUAACAGUACUAAAAUGCAAUAGCACACCUGCUAGGAAAACGCACAAUGAGCAUGCAAAAGCAGCACUGUGCGCAUCCGGUGACCAGCGCAGAGUGGGAUUCAGAUUGAGAGUCGGACUGACAGGAAGUCCAGAGGCUGAGGCGCCGACAGUCGCGUUUGGACGAAGGCUCGUUAGGAUUUAAUAAAGUAAAAGUUAAGUCUGCUGGGUUGACCCUUCUUCUGUGAGAUGGAGCAGUGAAGGGAAAACUACAAUGCUACGGCAGAUUGCAGCCAAACCCCGGAGACCAGCCGUGCGGGGAGCUGGUUACCUGUUUCAUGCUCAGUCUUCCUCAUGCCUUUCUGUGACAGAGGAAGUGUUUUUAGAAGCCGCAGAAUAUGGCAACACUCCUGAAGUGAGGCGGAUGUUAGAAGAGGUGCCAGAGCUCAACGUCAACUGUGUGAAUUACAUGGGCCAGAAUGCACUGCAGCUGGCAGUGGCCAAUGAGCAUUUAGAGGUUGCUAAGCUUCUACUCAAGAUGAAAGACCUGGCCAGAAUAGGAGACGCUUUGCUGCUGGCCAUCAGCAAAGGUUACGUCCGCAUAGUCGAAGCCAUACUGAGCCACGAGGCCUUCGAAGACGGUCAGAGGCUGACUUAUAGCCCCAGUCGGAUGGAGACUCAUGAUGACUUUUUUUCCUACGACGAGGAUGGCACACGUUUCUCUCACGACAUCACGCCCAUCAUCCUGGCUUCCCAGUGCCAUGAGUAUGAAAUAGUGCACAUACUCCUGCUGAAGGGCGCUCGUAUAGAGCAGCCUCAUGACUACUUCUGUCAGUGCCGGCUCUGCACUGAGCAGCAGAGGCAUGAUUCUUUUAGCCAUUCACAGUCUCGCAUCAACGCAUACAAAGGUCUUGCGAGUCCAGCAUAUCUUUGCCUCGCCAGUGAAGACCCCGUGAUGGCAGCUCUGGAGCUUAGCAAUGAGCUUGCGGUUCUGGCAAACACAGAGAAGGAGUUUAAGAAUGAUUACAAGAAGCUGUCCAUGCAGUGUAAAGACUUAGUGGUGGGGCUCCUGGACUUGUGUCGAAACACUGAGGAAGUUGAGGCCAUUUUAAAUGGAGACACUGAAUCAGGCCACAGCUCUGAAACCUUCAGCAGACAAAACCUUAUCAGGUUAAAACUCGCAAUAAAAUAUGAAGUUAAAAAGUUUGUGGCACAUCCAAACUGUCAAAAGCAGCUCCUCUCCAUCUGGUAUGAGAACUUAUCUGGACUACGUCAGCAAAGGACGGUAGUUAAAAUUCUUCUUGUCCUUGGUGUAGCUGUUGGGCUGCCGAUCUUGUCCUUUAUUUACUGGAUAGCACCGUCGAGUAAGUUAGGGAAACUCAUGUGCGGACCCUUCCUGAAGUUUGUAGUCCACGCAGCCUCUUUUGUGAUAUUUCUUUGUCUGCUGAUCCUGAACGCUGCAGACCGCUUUGAGGGAACGUCGCUGCUGCCUAACAUGACCGCCCAUGAUUAUCCAUCACAGCUUUUUCGCAUGAAGACCACACCCUUCACCUGGAUGGAGAUUCUCAUCAUGUCUUGGGUCAUAGGGAAGAUCUGGGAGGAAUGUAAAGAUAUCUGGAAGCAAGACAUUCGAGAAUACAUCUCAGAACCCUGGAACCUUCUUGACUUCAGCAUUUUGGCCAUUUUUAUGACCUCUUUCAUUGCCAGACUGAUGGCUUUCUGGCACGCUUAUUCUGCCCAGUGUUAUGUUGACAAGCACUACACGAACCUGUCCAACACGACACUGCCUUAUGAGAUUCAGUAUUUCCAGCUGGCUCGAAUUCACUGGAUGCCCUCAGACCCGCAGCUCAUUUCUGAAGGCCUCUACGCAAUCGCAGUUGUGCUGAGUUUUUCUCGCAUUGCGUACAUCCUGCCUGCCAAUGAGAGCUUCGGGCCUUUGCAGAUCUCUCUGGGACGAACCGUAAAAGACAUCUUUAAAUUCAUGGUGAUCUUCAUAACGGUCUUCGUGGCUUUCAUGGUGGGAAUGUUCAUACUGUACUCGCACUACCUUGGAGCCAAGCACAAUGACGCUUUCACGACACUUGAAGAGAGCUUUAAAACAUUGUUUUGGGCCAUCUUCGGACUGUCAGAAGUAAAAUCUGUGGUCAUUGACAUCAACCAUAAGUUCAUUGAGAACAUAGGCUAUGUUCUUUAUGGGGUGUACAACAUCAUCAUGGUGAUUGUCUUGCUGAAUAUGCUCAUUGCCAUGUUUAACAGCUCCUUCCAGGAAAUUCAGGAUGAUGCAGAUGCUGAAUGGAAAUUUGCCAGAGCGAAACUCUGGUUCUCGUACUUUGAGCACGGUGGCACGCUGCCCGUGCCGUUCAACUUAGUACCUAGCCCCAAGUCUGCACUUUCCUUCUUGCUGGGGAUAAGGGAGUUUUUCUGGGAUGUACCUCAAGGCAAAAGUAAAGAAAAUCCAAAUCCAAACAAUGUGAUGGAGCUUAACAAUCUGAGGCAACAGGAAGAUCUGAGUGGAGAAGCAUCCCAGUGUGCAAGCCGUCACCAAAACAUAAUGAAUUGCCUCAUCAAAAGAUACAUCUUGAAAGCACAGAGAGAUAAAGAUAACGAUGAAGUGAACGAAGGAGAACUGAAGGAGAUCAAACAGGACAUCUCCAGUCUUCGCUAUGAGCUGCUGGAAAGGGACGACCAUGAUAUGAAGACGCUGGCAGAGCUCAUCAGGCAGCUGGGAGAAGUCGUGACUGUUCAACAAAAAGAAGAGGAGAAGCACGAGCUGGAUAUACUUUCUUUAAAAAUGUAAAUCUUUGGAGACAUUUUCAGUUUGGACUCGAAAGUAUUUUCUGGGGUCAAAGGUAGCACACAUCGUGAGGCUUAAAUGAUAAAACCCGUCCUUGAUUUUAUUUUCCUUUUGCCUGAGAACUGGUGAAAUUGGUUUUGUUCCUGUGUCUGUAAAGUUGGCCACAUGGUGGCACCCCUGUAAUUUUUUCUCUUUGCUCAUGCACACUAAUAUGCAUUACAGACUUCUAACUUACUGCAUGAUGCCGCUGUCAGUUACCAGCAGGAUAAGUUCCGAUUUAGAUGCGAUUGAUUUGCAGUAAAAUGUUUGAAUAUGUCCGUGGCGGUUAUGUAAGUGGGGCAUAACAUAAAUUAAAGCUUUUGGAUAAAAUCCAUCCUCAGA